CGGCUCCUCCCCUUCAGUCUUGCACAGGUGUACUGGCUCCUCCCCCAUUCAGUCUUGCACAGGUGUACUGGCUCCUCCCCUUCAGUCUUGCACAGGUGUACUGGCUCCUCCCCUCCAGCCUUGAACAGGUGUACCGGCUCCUCCCCUUCAGUCCUGCACAGGUGUAUCGGCUCCUCCCUUUCAGUCUUGCACAGGUGUAUCGGCUCUCCCCUUCAGUCUUGCACAGGUGUACCAGCUCCUCCCCUCCAGUCUUGCACAGGUGUACCGCCUCAUCCCCUUCAGUCUUGCACAGGUGUACCAGCUCCUCCCCUUCAGUCUUGCACAGCUGUACAGGCUCCUCCCCUUCAGUCUUGCACAGGUGUACCAGCUCCUCCUCUUCAGUCUUGCACAGGUGUACUGGCUCCUCCCCUUCAGUCUUGCACAGGUUUACCAGCUCCUCCCCUUCAGUCUUGCACAGGUGUACCGGCUCCUCCCCUUCAGUCUUGCACAGGUUUACAGGCUCCUCCCCUUCAGUCUUGCACAGGUGUACAGGCUCCUCCCCUUCAGUCUUGCACAAGUGUACAGGCUCCUCCCCUUCAGUCUUGCACAGGUGUACUGGCUCCCCCCCCCCCGGGGUUGCUUCUUAGCCAAGGCAGUGGACUCGCUCACAAUUCUGCCUUAGAACACCGCCAUGAAUGAGGAAUGGUCCAUAAACCUCCUCCGAGAGCGAC
Molecule: messenger RNA, 710 nt
Organism: Staurois parvus
Lineage: Eukaryota; Metazoa; Chordata; Amphibia; Anura; Ranidae
Source: the annotation of a GenBank genome assembly